This is a messenger RNA of Nilaparvata lugens (brown planthopper), 396 nucleotides long. Its product is annotated as cilia- and flagella-associated protein 251-like. Bases 1 to 396 code for a protein of 131 amino acids. The record is from RefSeq and is a predicted model, not a curated record. The transcript has a single exon. Lineage: Eukaryota; Metazoa; Arthropoda; Insecta; Hemiptera; Delphacidae.
AUGGAGAAGAAUGAAAAAGAGAGAAUAGGAGAGGAUAGGAGUGAGGAUAAGAAGGGAGAAGAGAGAAAAGGAGAGGAUAGGAGUGAGGAGAAGAAGGGAGGAGAGAGGGAAGGAGAGGAUAGGAGUGAGGAGAAGAAGGGAGAAGAGAGAAAACGAGAGGAUAGGAGUGAGGAGAAGAAGGGUGAAGAGAGAAAAGGAGUGGAUAGGAGUGAGGAGAAAAAGGAAGAAGAGAAAGAGGGAGGGGAAUGUGAGAGAGAAGAUAUGGAGAGGGAGUGUGGGUGGAAGAGAGGACGAUCAACGAGUAAACGAGGAUGCCUGAGGCCUCCUGAGGAAAGCCAAGAACACUUCUCGAUAAGAAGCGGCGCGAUCAAAGACGAUCUCUUCUCUCCUCCGUGA